This is a messenger RNA of Anguilla rostrata (American eel), 2397 nucleotides long. RefSeq names its product hepatoma-derived growth factor-related protein 3-like. NCBI's taxonomy places the organism in Eukaryota, Metazoa, Chordata, Actinopteri, Anguilliformes, Anguillidae. The record is from RefSeq and is a predicted model, not a curated record. The transcript has 6 exons. The coding region runs from base 482 to 1114 and encodes 210 amino acids.
UAGAAUGAAUGUAUAAAAUAAGAAAGAAAAAAAAGAAAAAAAUAUAAAUGAAAAGACCGUGAGCACGAGAAAGUCACAAGCUGAAGGUCCCUGACAGAAGAAUUAUCCCGAAAAGAAUCCAUAUUUUCGGUGUUCGACAGCCGCUCUGCGUUUCAAAUGAAUCAGAAGAGAAUAGGCGACCGCUUGAGUUUUCUCGUUCACACAGUGGAAAAACAUCAAAACCUACGAGGAUCACGUUUACGGCUUUGCACAACCGCUGGAUUCUUGUUUUAUUGCGUAUUCUAUUUCAUUUCAGCAUUUUACUGUCUGUCCUAGGGUAAGAAAAAGGUAUUCCAGGCCUCUUCCAAUUUUAUUUAUUUAUAUCCAUAAACGGAAACCUGCAUUAUUGCUUAUCAAAACAUUGGUUGCCGAUCAUUCCUCUUGUUUCAAAGACGGGUUAUACAUAAAUACAUAUUCGUUAAAUAUCGAGUAAAUUUCAAUAAUGGCUCGUCCCCGACCUCGGGAGUACAAAGCUGGAGAUCUGGUUUUUGCAAAAAUGAAGGGAUACCCACAUUGGCCAGCGAGGAUUGAUGAACUCCCAGAAGGAGCUGUGAAGCCACCUGCAAAUAAAUACCCCAUCUUCUUCUUCGGCACCCAUGAAACUGCAUUUUUGGGCCCAAAGGAUCUUCUCCCAUAUAAAGAAUAUAAAGAGAAAUUUGGCAAGUCAAACAAGAGAAAAGGAUUCAACGAGGGUCUAUGGGAGAUUGAGAACAAUCCUGGAGUUAAGUUCACUGGCUACCAGGCUAUCCAGCAGCAAAGCUCCUCAGAAACAGAGGGGGAGGGGGGCAAUGCCGCUGACGGCAGCAGCGAGGGCGAGGAGGGCGACUCCAUAGAAGAAGAUGACAAAGGAAAGCAGAAGGGAGACAAGGCCGGAUCCAAGAGGAAAAAAACCGCUUCUAACAAGUCGUCCAAGCUGUCCAGGAAGUCCUCGGGUGAGGAGGAAGAGCUGGAUAAGGAUGGCGAGGAGGACAACCACAAGAGCUCGGAGGCGGGAGACCCCGACAACGACAUGCGGAACGCCUCAGAAGGACGGAACGCCAUCCAAGGGACCCAGUUACGCAGAGAAGAGCAUUAAGUGUUGAGGAUGCCCCUUUAGGGAGGCCGAUUAUUGUGGCUGUCAAGUGUUAUUUGAAUUGUGAAACUCAUGAAUAUUCCCACCAUUCUACUCUGGUGCUCCAUUACAAACUAGGCCUCUCACAUGUACCUCCUUAUAUAAAGAUUGACCAUCUUUUCUACUACUAUGACACGAAAUACCUAUUUUAUUGACCAUGGGGUUAGUUCAUUCAACAAGCUUGUGACAAAUCAUGAAUAUAUUUAACUCAUUUCUGUGUUACUUUCUAUCCAACUUGUUCAAAUAAAAAGAAAAAUGCAUCACAACCUUGAAAUAGUGGUAGGUAUUAACAUACAGCUUCCCUUCUUUGACUGAUCUGUCUUCAACAAAUCACAGCUUGUGAUAUUUUUUAGUUUUCAUGUUCUCUGAAAUACCCUAACAUUGUUCUUAUAGUAUAUUGUCACUCUGAACUGGAUAUUUAUACAAUUUAAACCAAACGUGGACAGCAGUAUAUGCUGGUAUAUUUGUCAGAUUAAUUUUCUCCACAUCAUAAUACUUAUUUCUUUAUAUUAUAAGAAGACAUUUUAACGGAAAAGGUAGAGUAAAUGUUUGAAGUAUUGUGCACAAUCCAAGUAACACUUUGUAUCUAUAUAUUUUAUUUAGCCAUAGACUUUAGGACCACACGCAUUCAACUCACCUCUAGCUACAAUAAUGUCAUCUUACAAAAAAGUGAAACAUUAGUUGUGUGUCUGUGGCAUUGGGUUAUGUUCCUAAAAGCUUUUUAGUGGAAUGCAUGACCAUUGUACACUUAUAUGACAUGGAGGUAAUCUUGGCUAAUCAAAUCUGCUUAGGCUAAUCAAAUUACCUGCAGUUAGCCAUUUGCACUACGUCAACAUUACAAAUUUACCACUGUAUUCUGUUUGCAAAAGCACCUUUCCUGCUAACGAAAGUCUUCAUUCCAUCUGCAAUUUAAAAAGUAAUACACAUUCAGCUUUGGGGAGGUCUGCAUUUCCCUAGUUACAUUAAUUCUUCCAAAAUUAAAGCAUUCCAUUAACAUUGUAGAAGUUGCCUUUUGCUUUUCUAUUUUUAUCAUACAAAGAAUAUAUUCUAUUUAUUUUUCUUUAAAGCUAGUACAAAGCCUGUGUGGAAAUGUAAGCUCAUUUACUCUUUGAGUUAGAUUACAUUUUAAUAAUUGUUAUGCUUGUGAUUGGAACAUGUUUUACAUUUUCAAGGUUUGUAGUUAAAUGUAAAAUGUUUUUUGCUGUUUAUGGGAAAUAAUUUUACAGAAUAAAAUCAUUGGAAUGCAA